Peromyscus californicus insignis is the source of this 4752-nucleotide messenger RNA. It is a transcript of the gene Sh3rf2, whose product is annotated as SH3 domain containing ring finger 2. Gene Ontology annotation, molecular function: ubiquitin protein ligase activity; protein phosphatase 1 binding. NCBI's taxonomy places the organism in Eukaryota, Metazoa, Chordata, Mammalia, Rodentia, Cricetidae. The coding region runs from base 230 to 2440 and encodes 736 amino acids. Gene Ontology annotation, cellular component: nucleoplasm. Gene Ontology annotation, biological process: positive regulation of proteasomal ubiquitin-dependent protein catabolic process; positive regulation of JNK cascade; negative regulation of apoptotic process. The transcript is spliced from 10 exons. The record is from RefSeq and is a predicted model, not a curated record.
CACGCUGUUUCCUCUGGGUUUCUGUAGGCUGUGACCACAAGCCUGAAUUCCUUUCUGCUGCAGUGAAAGCCGGCCAGUACAGUUGUCAAAGCAGCUAAACAGGCCACAGGACUUCACCUGGCAGGGAAUUCUGAUGCUCCCAAAAGACUGGCUCUACCCGCUCAGCUCGCAGCUGCCCCUACAAUGUGAAUCCUGCUUCUCCAGCUCGGGACUGGAGUUUUAAAAUAAAAUGGAUGAUUUGACGUUACUUGAUCUCCUGGAGUGCCCUGUGUGCUUUGAAAAGCUCGAUGUCACAGCCAAAGUCCUGCCCUGCCAGCACACCUUCUGUAAACCAUGUCUACAGAGGAUUUUCAAGGCCCACAAGGAGCUGAGGUGCCCGGAAUGCAGGACCCUGGUGUUCUGCAGCAUCGAGGCUCUGCCAGCCAACCUGUUGCUGGUCCGUCUGCUGGAUGGUGUGCGCUCGGGACAGAACUCCUGGAAAGGGGGUUCUUUUCGCAGGCCUCGAAUACUGACCUUGCAAGACAACAGGAAAACCAAGACCAGCCCCAGAAGUCUACAGGCCAGCCCUUUCCGGCUGGUGCCCAGUGUCAGGAUCCACAUGGAUGGGGUGCCUCGAGCCAAGGCCUUGUGCAACUACAGAGGGAAGAAUCCCGGUGACCUGAAGUUUAAUAAAGGAGAUGUCAUCCUCCUCCGGAGACAGCUUGAUGAGAACUGGUACCAGGGGGAGAUCAAUGGGGUCAGUGGGAUCUUCCCAGCCAGCUCCGUGGAAGUCAUCAAGCAGCUGCCCCAGCCGCCACCACUCUGCAGGGCCCUCUACAACUUUGACCUUCGAGACAAGGAUAAGAGUGAGAACCAGGACUGCCUGACCUUCCUCAAGGAUGACAUCAUCACGGUGAUCAGCCGAGUGGAUGAGAACUGGGCAGAAGGGAAGCUGGGAGAUAAAGUGGGCAUCUUCCCCAUCUUGUUCGUAGAGCCAAACCUCGCAGCAAGACACCUCUUAGAGAAGAACAAAGGACAUCAGUUAUCACGCACGAAAAACCUGUCCCUGAUGUCCUCUCCAUCCAGAGGCAAAGCAACCAACACACUCACCCUCCGAAAGAGCCCUGGGUCCAGGAGGAAGGUGUCUGGGCAGUUCUCCAUCACAACAGCUUUGAACACACUCAACCGCAUGGUCCAUUCUCCUGAAGGUCACCAGAUGGUGGAAAUCAGCACCCCAGUGCUCAUCAGCUCUAGCAGCCCCUCUGUGCUCACUCAGCAUGGGGACAAGGCAGACUUCCCUGCUCACUCUUCAGGACAGGUCAGCACAUCUCACCCUGCACCUGCCUCCCUGGGACAUUCCACAGCCAUGGUCAGUGUGCCCAGCUCCCAGCAACACCUCUCAGCUAACAUGUGUGUAGCCCUGCACUCGUACUCAGCCCACGGACCUGACGAGCUGGACCUGCAGAAAGGAGAAGGCAUCAGGGUGCUGGGGAAGUACCAAGAUGGCUGGCUGAGGGGUCUCUCCUUAGUCACGGGGCGAGCUGGCAUCUUUCCAAGUGACUAUGUCAUCCCUGUUUUCAGUUCAACAGCUAGAAAGACGUCUAGUUUUCCAGAUUCUCGGAACCCUACUGUCUACACCGCAUGGGCGUUACCCACCUCCUCUGUGUCCUCCCAGGGUAGCUUUUCAGAAGGUGAUCCCCGGCAAAGCAGACCCUUCAAAUCUGUCUUUGUGCCUACUGCCGUGGUUAACCCUGCGGGAAGCCCACCUGGCCCAGGGACUUCGGGACAAGGGUCUCUUCGGAAAGGGCGGAACAGCAUGAGAAAGAAUGGAUCCUUGCAGAGAGCAGUCCACUCAGGAAUCCCCACUUUCACGGUGGGAUCCCUCAGGCGCAGUCCCACCGUGGUGAUCCGGCCUCAGAAGCUCCAGUUCUGUCGGCCACAGGGAAUGACCUCUUCCCCAACACCCAUGAUGGUGGACGUGGGGUCUAAACCCAUCUCCACUGGGGAGCCUGCCCCGACCUGCAUCGGCAGAGGUGGCAAGACCAGGAGUCACUCGGCAGGCAGUUCCCUCAUCCUGGAAGGCAAAGAAGUGCCCGUCAAGAGUGAGCCGCCACCCAAGCCGCCUGCGUCGGCCCCACCCUCGAUCUUAGUGAAACCAGAAAAUUCAAAAAAUGGCAUCGAAAAGCAAGUCAAAACCGUGAGGUUUCAGAAUUACAGCCCUCCUCCCACCAAACAUCAUACCUCCCAUCCCACCUCUGGAAAGCACGAACAGCCAACCACCUUGAAGGGGUCCCAGCCUGAAGCAGUCCCCUCAGGAGCAGAGAUGACUAUCCUAUUCGCCCAUCGAAGUGGCUGCCACUCUGGACAACAGAUGGACCUUCGGAAAAAGUCAGCUACGGGCAAGACCAUGCCCCCAGUGUCCGCUUCUUCAUCCACACAGACCGUAUUUGCGAGCAAAUGAUUCUUUUUGCAUGGCUUUUCUUAGACACAAAAGAGGUGAAUUACAUGUAAAUACAGCCUGCCUCCACUGCAACGCAUCCUUCUGUUCUUCGAAGGAUGAGUCUCCCUCAUCUCCCAUUUUAACCUGAAGGAAUGGGAAGUGGAAACUCCUGCCUGGGUUGGUUGGCUUUUUCUUCCCACCCCACCCCCGCCCUCAGGGCAGGGUUUCUCUGUGUAGCAGUCCUGGCUGUCCUGGAUCUCGCUCUGUAGACCAGGCUGGCCUUGAACUCACAGAGAUCGGCCUGCCUCGGCCUCUCGAGUGCUGGGAUUAAAGGCGUGCGCCACCACCACCCAGCAUUUUUCUGAACUUAGUGAUUUGAUAACAGCCAAAGAGUAGGGAAAUGUUGAUGUCUGUGCCUUCCGAGUGCAGGGUUUGGCCUCUCAUCCUGUGUGCUCAGUGUAAAAUGUCUUUGUAUCCUAGGACAGCCAGAGGAUGGCAGUGCUGAAAUUGUUCUCAGGGCCUCUUAAACCUCAUCACCAUCCCGCUCUCUUAUCAUCAUACUGGAAAAGCCUCUGCCAUCUUCUGAGGCUGAAUCUUUUUCAUUCCCGAGUCACCACUGCAGCUGCAAAGGGGGAACUGGGGGGCGGGAGGGCGGGGCUAUGGUACGAGAUGGACGUAUUGAACAUUAUAAGAACCCACUAAAACUGAAGGGAGUGACUUUCUGAGUUUGCUACAAACAAGGCCAGAGAGAAUGCUGACUACCAAAUGCCAAAAGAUUAUCACGCGUUAAGCUUCUUGGCCUGUUUCUUCCCAUAUAUUUCUACACACUAGAUAAGCAGGGAGCAUGGAAAGGCAGAUAAGGGAUGUGUGUGGUAUUAUAGACUUUUCAUCCUUCCCCCUCAAAGCAAAAUGUGCUUCAAAGCAACCUUGAAUGGGCAGUGAGUUUAGAUCUAUGUUCUGAUUCCGUUCCAACAUUUUUGUUCUCCCUGGCUCCUAAUCAUUUGGGGCAGAUGACUCAUUUCCCCUAUGGGACAAUGGGGGAGGGCAAGAAGGGGUGUUCUUGGAGGAGAGCUGCGACCAAAGGAAGUGGACAGAGAAGACUUGAGAAGGAAAGGGAGAUAGGAGGAAUAAAGGAAGUAUCAUGCAUGCAACAAAUACAGAAGAGCCGGGCAGGAAGGAGGAAAGAGUGAACUUCUCAAGGGAGGAUAUAAAACAGGUGUGGUGGAAGCCAUGUUUACAGCAUUUACAAAAAGGGGAAAGGGGGCAGAGUCUGCCAUGGAGAAAGGGUCAAAACAAAGUGACUCCACACUGGGUGGACUGGAGUGAGCAGGUCCAGCCCAGGAGCCUUGUGAACAGGGCGGGAGGAGCAGGGGAGGCAGCCCUAAGAGUCAGGACCCCGCUCUAAGACAGCCCAUUAGUUCUCAUUAAAUGUAAUUGUUGUGACUUAACAUUCAUCACAGGCCCAUCAGUGUGGACACUUUGAUGCAUAAAUGCCAUUUGCUACUAAGGCUGGGUGCCACUUAAGAAAAAAAAAAAAAAGGCAGGUCUAAUUAGCCGUUUACCCGCAGACAGUUCUUGCCGGUCUCUGGCUUGCGAAUAUACAUCUUUUACCCACCCACACACUUGGCAAACUGAGUUAUCUGUAGGCUUUUCCAGACAUUAAUAGAAUAAAACAAAACCAUAAUCCUGCCAAGGAAUACGACACGUGUGCCAGAGUUUUGGAGCUGGUGAAGCCCACAGUAGCAUGGUACUCUUGCAUUUCUGUGAGAUUGUGAUUCACGUCUACACCAUGAAAUCAGCAUGCUCAACUCUGUGCCUUCUUGACUCAGGACAGCCAUCCAGAUGGAGAAAUGGUCCAGUCACAAGGACAGAAACACACUAUGAAUUGUCCAAGUGUGAGCACCUGUGCCCCACCUUUACCCCAGAAAAGCUUUCUCAUUAAGUGUAGCAAGUCCCUCUGUACCCAGAGUAGCAAAUACCCACCUAAUGAGCCAGCUAAUUCUUUAGCCCAUUCUUCGGUGGCAACAGGUCCAGUUAAUUUUUUUUUAAUGUUUGUGGCUAUCAAGUAGAUUGUUUAAAGGGCAGCAGAGAAGAAUGUCUAUGAAAUAGAAAUGCAUAUGGAACAUGAAACAGAAGGUUUUCACUUCCCACUCUCUCUACAGGAUAACCUCCCUGAGACAUGAGCAUAGCUACAAGGCUGGCCACCUCCAUGGCACCCACCGAGCCUCCCAUCCAUUCUCACAGUCAAUUGUCUCCCAAAGCAUACCACAAGAGCUUUGUGAGUGCUUGAGUGGGGUGGGCUGAUAGUUCUAAGUAAAAGUUGAUUUCAUGAA